This is a messenger RNA of Asterias rubens (European starfish), 1615 nucleotides long. Its product is annotated as ankyrin repeat domain-containing protein 13C-like. Gene Ontology annotation, molecular function: protein binding. The record is from RefSeq and is a predicted model, not a curated record. Gene Ontology annotation, cellular component: cytoplasm. The transcript is spliced from 11 exons. Lineage: Eukaryota; Metazoa; Echinodermata; Asteroidea; Forcipulatida; Asteriidae. Bases 56 to 1372 code for a protein of 438 amino acids.
UGAAACUACUCUGUGUAUACACACACGUACAUGAUGUCCAUGUACGUAAUGAAUAAUGGCUGCCCUUCAAAAAGGGCCACUCUCGGAGUAUCCACUGCAUGAAAGCGUGUUCAGCGACGAUAAAAGAAGACUUUCUGCUCUUUUACGUAAACAUGAUGUAGCUGAGAAGGAUGUCCAUGGGAAUACAGCACUUCAUCUGGCUGUCAUGCUUGGUUAUAAAGAGUGUAUUCACUUGUUGCUAGCCCAUGAUGCACCUGUCAGAUUAAAAAACCUUCAAGGAUGGACUCCAUUAGCGGAAGCAGUCAGCCGCGGAGACAGACAAACAAUUACGAUGUUAUUAAGGAAGCUGAAACAACAAUCAAGGGAAUUGCUAGAAGCAAAGCGCCCUCAACUCAUUCAAGCUUUAGAAGACCUAGGAGAUUUCUACCUUGAACUCAGAUGGGAUUUCCAAAGUUGGGUGCCUUUAGUUUCCAGAAUGCUUCCAUCAGACACAUGUCGUAUUCUUAAGAGAGGAACGCGCGUACGGAUGGAUACAACGCUAGUUGAUUUCAAUGAUAUGAGGUGGCAAAGAGGCAAUAACACAUUUCUAUUCAAUGGUGAUGCAAAACCAGAUAACUCCUUAGUGGUUCUGGAUAACGACAAUAAACUCUACCAGAGAGUCCGAUAUGAGGAAACGGAGAAGGAAAUGGAAGAGGAAGUAGACAUUAUUAUGAGUAGUGACAUUGUCACGGUAACCAUGUCAACUAAACCAAUCACAUUCAAUCGUGCACAGAGUGGCUGGUUAUUCAGGGAAAACAAGAGUGAAAUGGUUGGUAACUUCUAUGCAAAUUUCUACACCAUCAAUAACGUGAUCAUUGAGACAAGAAAAAGGAGAGAGCAUUUAUCAGAAGACGAUGUACAGAAGAAUAAAACAGCUUUAGAGAAUUUGAGCAAAGGUGCUGUGUUACCAACAAACCUCCAACCUCAUUACAGACAGUCAUUAACAUCACCACCGCCCAAUGAUAUACCAUGGACUGAAUACAUCAAAGCUAGACCAGGACGAUCCCACCUCGGCAGACAACAAGUAUCUAAAGAAACAAAGAAGAUAUUCAAGGCUUCAAUAGCAAUGAGUGAGGACUUUCCAAUGGAGAUACCAGAUCUGCUGAAUAUUCUAGAAGUACUAACACCGAUGAGACACUUCCAGAAACUACGAGAUUUCAUCUCAAUCAAAAUGCCAACUGGAUUCCCUGUUAAAAUAGAUGUGCCAGUCCUGCCUACCAUAACAGCUCGAGUUACAUUUCAAGACUUCCAGUAUCGAGAUAACAUCGCCUCAUCUCUCUUUAGAAUCCCUCGGGAUUAUACUCAAGAUUCAAGCCGCUUCCCAGAGCUCUAACACCAGCUAGCAAAACAACUCACCAAAGAUUCAGGCAAGCGUUACACACGAUUCCUCUGCUAUCAAUGAAGUUCUCUUCCAAUUGCUUCAAGUAUUUAUUAACUUACUGAGUAUCUUAUGUUAUAUUCUGAGUAAUAUGUUGGUUAACUAUUCAUCUGAUGCUUAAAGGCGCUCGACACUAUUGGUAAAUAAUUGUUAGCAUAAAAUAACUUACUUGCUAACGAGCAAUGGAGAGCUGUUGAU